AUGUCACAGCAUUUGGUUGCGCAGUACAAGCGAAAUUCUCGCAAGCGCAUCAAGGAGCAGUGUACAGAAGAGCAACCAGCGAAAACACCGAAGACCGAUGCAGAGCGAGCACGGUGCUACCGAGCCAACAAGAAAGCAGCCAGAGUUGAGGCGUCACCGACCGUCGGUUGGGACGCCGGAGAAGGUCCUUCUACAAGAGUGUUCAAUACCACCCGUACUGCACCGGUAUCAAUCCCAUUGUCGAAUGAUCGAGGCGAAUCAGUCGUCGAUGAUGCAUCUCGAGGUGUUAUCGUCCCGUCACCGUACCCACAAGACGAAGAAAGCGAUGAAGCCGUAUCGGAUGGGGCGGCUUCCGAUGACGAUGCCGACAUUCGCAUGUCCCCCGCUACUCAAGAACCCAACUUUGAUCGUGCCGACCGGGAGUUCAGGAAACGGUUCUUGGAAAACGAGUUUGGCCAUUCCUGUGAUGUAUGCGCGCGAAUUUGGUUCAAGAAUGAUUUGAAACCGAUAAGUGGUGCCGAUGCUGGCCUUCUAUUGGCGACAAAUUAUUUCGAAUCUGUGGAAGGAUUCUCAGCGUGUCUGACUUGUCGAAGCAACCUCAAGCGUGGAUUGAUUCCUUCGUUGUCGCAAUCGAAUGGAUUUACAUAUCCUCGCUUCCCGGCAAAUUUACCCCCGCUGGAUCCCUUGACAGUUAGGUUGGUUUCGCCAAGAAUCAACUUCAUGCAACUGCGUCGUUUGCGCUAUGCAGCAGGAAGCCUGUCAAUUAUCGGGCAAAUUAUCAAUGUUCCGGUGGAUGUGGCCCAGAUGGUCAGCGAACUUCCUCGCCAACUGGAUGACGACCAUGCCUUCAAUGUGUGCAUCAAGAGGCACAUGAUCCACAAGUCGAGUUACUUGUCCGGAUACGUGAAGAAGGGUACGGUCAAGGCCUGGUUGAACUACCUCGUAACCACACCGCUGUACAGACGAUACGGCAUAGUCUUCAACGAAGAUAACCUGGCAGCCAUCGUACCACCCCAGCAACCCGGAACAAGUGCGAGCCCAUCGAUUGAUCUCGAGGUCAUUGACGCGUCGAACGAUACAGAGCUGCUUAUUGGCCAGCAGCACACGCUCCUAUGGGAUGAGGACAAGUGCCUCGAAAUCGCUCCGGGUCAAAAUCGGACACCGCUAUCCCUCAUUUAUGAUGAAUUUGCGGAAGAGCUGUCGUUCCCGGAUAUAUAUCUCGGCCAUCCACGCAUCUUCAAACCCGAAGUUCGGGUUACGCCUUUCAUGAUGGCAACUAGCGAGAUAAGGCGCCGAGACCGCCGUGGCGCAAGACCGGAACAUAUUUUGUUCAUGGCGAUGAAGAUCAUGCGGCUACGCGUUUCUGAAGGGUUGAAGAAUACGUUUAAAUGUAUGGGAACGGCUAAUAUAACACGAGCCCAACUACAAGACCGUAACUUCCUCGAGAGCUGCAUCGACCGCAAUCUGUCCUUCCUGAAAUCCAUUCCGAACUCGGUCCAAUACUGGCAGCAGAGGAAACGAGACGUGUUUGCGAUGAUCCGUCAGUUGGGAAAGCCGACUAUGUUCUUGACGGUGAGUGCCAAUGAAAUCAGGUGGCCACAUUUGUUAGAAAUUCUGCAGAAGCUGGCGAAUGGAUGCAACGAACCCGCAGCGGCCAACAUCAGAGCACAGUUGACUGCACUGCAACGGGUCACGCUUGUUUCCGAAGAUCCAGUAACGUGUUGCGCGUAUUUCAACAAAUUGGUUAACGUGCUGAUGCAGCUGCUGUCGUCGUCAAGAUAUAGUCCGUUCGGGAAAUUCUAUGUCGUGGAUUACUUCAAACGGAUUGAAUUCCAACAUCGUGGAAGUCCACAUGCGCAUAUUCUGCUAUGGUUGGCCAACGAUCCUCGCGAAGCUGUGUCGGAAAACAUGCCUGCUACCGUUGAGCUGAUCGAUGCUCUCUGCUCCGUUAGUGUCGAUGACCUGCCUGAAACGUAUGGAAAUCAGGUACACAAGCAUACGUUUACGUGCUUCAAGCGUAACGACAAACGGUGCAGGUUUAAUAUUCCGUACUGGCCGAUGGAUCAGACCAGGAUAUUGAUUCCAAUCACGGCGGGCGAUGGUCGACUCGACGAUUUGCGAAGACGUGCCGUCCAACUGCGAGAUGCUCUCGAAACUAAAAGUUUCGACUCCCUGGAAGCCUUCCUUGUCGACUCCAACUGCACAUACGAGUACUAUCUCGAUGUGAUUCGUGCUUCGAUUCGCCGACCGACGGUUUGCUUGCGACGGUCCAUGACGGAGCUCUGGACCAAUUCGUUCAACCCCUGGAUUGCGAAGGUCCUCAAAUCCAACAUGGAUUUACAGUUCGUCUUGGAGGAGUUUUCGUGUGCUGCCUAUGUCGUUGAGUAUGUAAACAAAACAAACAGAGGCAUAAGCAGCUUACACCGGGAACUGGUCAAACUCCAAGAAGAACAUCCGGAAAGCGACUACAACGAUCUUCUCAAGAAAGUCAGCAUUAAAAUGCUCAACGCCGUCGAAAUGUCUGCUCAGGAAGCCGCGUGGUACUUGCUUCGGCAACCGAUGUCGGAAGCUAGCCGAAAGGUGGAGUUUAUCCCGACCAUGUGGCCGCACGAGCGAAUCAAGUCGCGGAAAAGGACGAAGCAGAUGGACGAGGAAGAGCUAGAAGAUGACUCGACCGAUGUUUGGACCCUCAAUAUCAUCCAGAAAUACGAGUCGAGAACAGGAAUGGAUGACAUUUGCCUGGCGGAUUUUGUGGCCUGCUACACGGAGGAAAAGAACGCAAAGAAUUCGUUCAAAUUGCGAAGCUUUCCCCGUGUGAUACGCUGGUGCGCAUACAAUAUGUCCGAGCUGGUUGAGUACAAACGCGAGAUGGUGCUGCUAUUUCUGCCGUUUCGAAACGAGGUCUGCGAUAUACUGGACCGAAAUAAAUUUCUGCAGUUGUAUGAGGUCAAUGAGGCUACCAUCCUUGCCAAGUUGAAGGAGUACGACUGCGAAAUUAAUUUGGACCAGGUCGUGGAUGAGUAUAUCCGGCUGUCCGACGAGGAUGACGAACAGCAAGCAGCAGCUGGUCAAAAGCGCGAUGAGUUUGUCCGAACCAUCACCAUGGAACCGAACGAUGACGAUAUUCGGUACUUGCCGACAGGACCCAUGGCGGCUGUUGUUAAACAGCGUUCCAAUGUUCUGUCGAAACAGGAGUACUGCGAGAUGGUUCGUGCGACGAAUGCGGAGCAGCGUGAUUUGAUCCUGCAAGUAAUCGACAACUUGCACAGCUUUAGCGACGACAGCAAACCAGUACAGAUUUUCUUCACCGGUCCGGCAGGCUGUGGAAAGACGUUCACUUUGAGAAUCCUGAUGGAGACGGUCAAUCGCUUCAGCCAGGCGCAUAACUCGCAAAGCAAUGCCUACGUAGCUUGCGCAUCCACAGGGAAGGCAGCCGUUGCCAUCGGUGGUACCACAGUCCAUUCCGCGUUCCGGAUUACGAUGUCCCGUAGACAAAGCUCAAAGCUGAGUUUUGAAGCGCGGCAGCUGUACCGUAAUGCCUUUGCAAAUGUAAAGGUCAUUAUUGUUGAUGAAACCAGCAUGCUUGGAGCUGAUGUUCUCAACACGGUACACGCUCGGCUGCAAGAAAUUACGGGCAACUAUGACGAUCCGUUCGGCGGUAUGUCGAUUGUGUUUUGCGGCGAUCUACGACAGCUACCCCCUGUCAAUGCACGACCAGUGUUCAAACCCUCUGCCAAUUCGAUGCACGGUGCGGUGUUGUGGCAGUCUCUGGAGUUUUACCCACUGGUUCAAGUCAUGCGUCAGGCAAACGAAGAGUUUUCCUCUAUCCUGACCAAAAUCGGUAACGGAGAACAGUUGUCCCCGGAAGAAAUUCGCCUGAUCGAGAGCCGUUUUCGUACAACGGAAUGGUGUCAGCAGCAUGUACCGCAGGCAAUACGGCUAUUCCAUCGAAACGCCGACGUGGAGCGAUACAAUACCGUAGCAUUGAUGGAUCGCGACGCAGCUGAAAGUACGGCGGAUGAUGUGUACUCCGGGUACAAAGACAACUCCCAGCUGGUUGGAGCGCGCACGAAAGUGCACAAGAUGGGCGUUGUGGAGGCUGGCGGUCUGCCGUAUUUACUACGACUGGUGGUGGGUACCCCGUACAUGAUCACCACAAACAUCGACGUUGAAGAUGGUUUGGUGAACGGUGCUAUCGGUGAGCUUAUGUUCGUCGAGCACAUCGAAGAUGAUCCGCAGCAGCAAAUCGUCAAGCUGUGGUUCAACUUCGAGAACAGCUCUAUCGGCAAGGCGUUGCGGGUGAAGGCCCGCCCGCUGGUGUACUCGAAACCAGGAGUUUUGAAUCCGGAGUGGACCCCAAUCGCCAAGCGCUCCGCGAACAUCAACCUCAACGGUGGCGUCAAGUGCAGGAGAAUACAGUUUCCGGUGGUGAGCGCAUGUGCCCUUACGGUGCACAAGUCUCAGGGCGGCACCUUUUCGGAGGUAGUGUUCAGCUACGAGAGAGGCCAAGAACAGCAGCUGGUGUACGUUGGAUUUUCCAGGGUGACUUCACUCGAGGGAUUAUUCCUCACCAACCCUACCAACAGCUUCCGGUUUCACCACGGCAAAGGCGCAAUCACGCCAAGAAUCUGCGAUCUCCGCACAGAGCUGGAGAGGUUGAACAACCACCGCCUGCGCACCAUCGGCGAAGACGUCAUGGAGGUGAUAUCAUCGAACCGAUCUGCUUGUACGAUGAUGAGCUUAAAUGUGCAAAGUUUAAAUGCACACUCAUCGGACAUUGCAACAGAUCGUGUUCUCUGUGCCGUCGACUUGCUCGCUCUCAGUGAGACUUGGGUGGACAACAGCUCGCGCGCAACCGUGGCUGGGUUCCACUGUAUCGCCCAAGAGAAGCGCACCGGAGCAAGAGCUGGAGGAGUUGCCAUCUUGCAGAGCACACAAUCAUCGACCAUGGCUGUUGCUCACGAGAUUAACAAGCUCGAUGCCAGCUACGAUCCGAUGAUGGCGGUGGCGGACGAGUACGGUGACAUCUGCGCCAUUGAAUUGCCGGUUAUGGGCACCCGUACGCUCCUGUUUUCGUUGUAUCUGUCACCGGGUACUACGUUGAAGGAGAAGAAGCUCUUCCUGGCCCGCAAUCUGAUCCACUAUUUUAGUGUUGAUACGCCCGUCGUUGUAACCGGCGACUUCAAUAUCGAUGUAUCGAAACCGGAUAAUUUCGAGUUCAUCGACUUCAUGCGGAUCUAUCUGCGCCUUGAACUAGCUUCGGAUCGAUCGCUUGCGACCACUCUCGGCGGUUCAUGUCUCGACCUGACCUUCAUGCGGAACAUUCGGGUAGCAUGUACGAGGUACUGUGCGUACUUCUCCUACCACAGGCCAAUCCUGUCAGUGCUGGAGCUGCCUUGCGGUAAGUUUAAUGAUAUUCAGUGAAGCAUUUCUUACCUUGUCUAUUUCACAUAUCUCGUUUCAGAAGCACCGAUAUGUUCCUCCCAUGAAGAAAGCUCGUAGAUUCCAUCCCGCUUAUCAACCCCCGACAUUGCAUCAACCACACCGUACAACAUCGCAAUCCCGUCGCAUAUCAACCUCUCGAAAUUGCAUAUCAACCCCCUCGACAUUGUCUCGACCACGCCGUACACAUCGCUAUCCUGUCGCACAUCAACCCCGCCGACAUUGCAUCAACCACGCCGUACAUUCUCGUUAUCUCGCCGCGUAUCAACUUCUCGAAAUUGCAUCAACCACGUCGUACACCAUCGCUAUCCGGAUCGAUCAUCCGCCCGCGUACCACGAGUUGCGAGAGGCUUCCAUCGC
This is a messenger RNA of Aedes albopictus (Asian tiger mosquito), 5802 nucleotides long. RefSeq lists its product as uncharacterized. The transcript has 6 exons. Lineage: Eukaryota; Metazoa; Arthropoda; Insecta; Diptera; Culicidae. The record is from RefSeq and is a predicted model, not a curated record. Gene Ontology annotation, biological process: DNA repair; telomere maintenance. Gene Ontology annotation, molecular function: DNA helicase activity. Bases 1 to 5424 code for a protein of 1807 amino acids.